Messenger RNA from Toxotes jaculatrix (banded archerfish), 6042 nucleotides. Its product is annotated as paired amphipathic helix protein Sin3a-like. Gene Ontology annotation, molecular function: transcription corepressor activity. Bases 213 to 4088 code for a protein of 1291 amino acids. The record is from RefSeq and is a predicted model, not a curated record. Gene Ontology annotation, biological process: negative regulation of transcription by RNA polymerase II. Gene Ontology annotation, cellular component: chromatin. NCBI's taxonomy places the organism in Eukaryota, Metazoa, Chordata, Actinopteri, Toxotidae. The transcript has 21 exons.
ACCGCUUCAUACAUACACUGUUGUUAGCGACGUAGCAACUACGGUCAAUUUCAUUUUUGACAUUUCCAUUUGCGACCACUUCUCAGAAGUUAACUUUUUUCAGUCACACCCAGGUUAAUGCACGAGUAGCGGCUUAGUGUUUGGGCUCCAUUACACGGUGUCAAGUUGUUGCUGGUGGCAGUCCUGCGAGCCCCUUUGAGUAUGUGUAUACAAUGAAGAGACGCGCGGAGGACCAGGAACCAGUAUUUGCGCCCCAGCAACAGCAAUCACGUCGUCCCCAAGUUCAAGGUAUUGCAGAGAACUUCCAGCACCGGGCCCUUGCCCCGGCCCCUACUGUGAUAGAGGCAACCGCAGACAACAUGCAGCCAUCCACCGGCAUCCAGUAUUCUCUCCCCCAGGGCUACCAGGUGCCUACAAUGCCUCAGAGCACAAGUGGACCUGGACACGGACAUGGACACAAUAAUACUGCACCACAUGUUGGUCCCCACGCACACAGUCUGACUGUUCAGUCACAGGGUCCUGCAGUGGUCCAAGGUCACGUUCAUCCACCCACGCCCAUAACCUCUACUCAAGGACAGCAGCAGUUUCAGCGACUGAAGGUUGAAGACGCCUUGUCCUAUCUGGAUCAAGUGAAGCUGCAGUUUGGGAAUCAGCCACAAGUUUAUAAUGAUUUUCUGGAUAUUAUGAAAGAGUUCAAGUCACAGAGCAUCGAUACUCCUGGAGUCAUCAACCGUGUGUCCCAGCUCUUCAAGGGCCACCCAGACCUCAUUAUGGGUUUUAACACUUUCUUGCCCCCCGGAUAUAAAAUUGAGGUUCAAACCAACGACCUAGUCAACGUGACCACGCCAGGUCAGAUCCACUACAUCACCCCUCAUGGUGUGUCUGUUCAGAACAUCCCUGCAAGUGGAGCAUCCAGCCUGCCUUCAAGCCAUCACCAGCACCAGAGUCUGCCACAGGCUGGCCCACACACUACCACUACCCCACCCAUCCCCACCCAACCUGCUCCAAGCAAAACCAGCAAGCCAAUUCAAUCACUAGCCCAUACACCCACCAGCCAGCCCAAUCCAUCCAUCCCAUCCUAUGCCUCACCACGCUCACCUUCGGUUCAGUCCCACACUCCUGUGAGCAGCACGCCAUCUGGCGGACCACCUCUCCAGAACAACCAGCCUGUGGAGUUCAAUCAUGCUAUAAACUAUGUCAACAAGAUCAAGAACCGCUUUCAGGGUCAGCCAGACAUCUACAAAGCCUUCCUGGAAAUCCUGCACACAUACCAGAAGGAACAAAGAAAUGCUAAAGAGGCAGGAGGUAACUACACUCCAGCACUGACUGAGCAGGAGGUCUACACGCAGGUGGCAAGGCUCUUCAAGAACCAGGAGGACCUGCUCUCAGAGUUCGGACAGUUCCUGCCUGACGCAAACAGCUCGGUGCUGCUGAGCAAGGCUACACCAGACAGGGCUGAGUCGGUGCGUAAUGACCACGGUGGGACAGUAAAGAGACCCCUGUUGAACAACAAACAAAGACUGAGCCAGAACGGCUUGCCGAUGAGAAGACCUGCAGGAGUGGGGGCCACACCGCCUGUCAAGAAGAAACCCAAAAUAAUGGGGAAGGACCACGGCAUGACUGAAGUCAGCAAACACAGCACCAGCACUGAAACUAUGUUCUUUGAGAAGGUGAAGAAAGCUCUUCGGAGCUCUGAGGCAUAUGACAACUUCCUGCGGUGUCUGCAUAUUUUCAACCAGGAAGUAAUUUCUCGUGCUGAGUUGGUCCAAUUAGUCAUCCCAUUCCUUGGAAAAUUCCCAGAGCUUUUUGCUUGGUUUAAAAACUUCCUGGGCUACCGAGAGUUUAGUCACGGGGAGCUGAGCCAUGCAGAGAGUUUACCCAAGGAGCGUGCAACAGAGGGCAUCGCCAUGGAGAUAGACUACGCUUCCUGCAAGAGGCUAGGAUUCAGCUAUAGAGCACUGCCGAAGAGCUACCAGCAGCCCAAGUGUACAGGAAGGACGCCUCUGUGCAGAGAGGUUCUGAAUGACACGUGGGUGUCGUUUCCAUCGUGGUCUGAGGAUUCGACAUUUGUGAGCUCCAAGAAGACUCAGUAUGAGGAGCACAUUUACAGAUGUGAGGAUGAGCGCUUCGAGCUGGAUGUUGUGUUGGAAACCAACCUUGCCACGAUACGGGCCCUGGAGACAGUGCAGCGGAGACUUUCACGGAUGUCAGCUGAGGAGCAGCUGCGCUUCAAGCUGGAUAACACAAUGGGCGGCUCCUCAGAGGUCAUUCACCGCAAAGCUAUCCAGAGGAUAUAUGGGGACAAAGCCCACGACAUCAUUGACGGGCUCAAGAAGAACCCAGCUGUGUCUGUCCCCAUAGUGCUGAAAAGGUUAAAAAUGAAGGAGGAGGAGUGGAGAGAAGCCCAGAGAGGCUUCAACAAAAUUUGGCGGGAGCAGAAUGAAAAGUAUUACUUAAAGUCACUUGACCAUCAAGGCAUCAACUUCAAGCAGAAUGACACCAAAGUGCUGCGCUCAAAGACCUUGCUCAAUGAAAUUGAGUUGCUGUAUGAUGAACGGCAGGAGCGAGCAUCAGAGGAAACACCACCCAGUGGCCCCCACAUGACCCUGACCUAUGAUGACAGCCAGAUCCUGGAAGACGCUGCUGCCCUCAUCAUCCACCACGUCAAAAGACAGGUGGGCAUCCAGAAAGAAGACAAGUACAAGAUCAAACAGAUCAUCCACCACUUCAUCCCUGAUCUGCUGUUUGCACGGCGAGGUGAGCUCUCCGAUGUAGAGGAGGAGGAGGAAGAGGAGGAAGAAGACAUGGAGACGGAUCAAGACGGCCCCAAAAAGCACAAUGGCCUGCCAGGCAGCAGCCCGUCAAAGUCAAAGCUCCUUUUCAGCAACACAGCAGCUCAGAAGCUGCGGGGCACAGAUGAUGCCUAUAACCUGUUCUUCGUGAACAACUACUGGUAUAUCUUCCUUCGUCUUCAUCACAUCCUCUGCUCUCGUUUGCUGCGUAUCUAUGGGCAAGCUGAGAAGCAGAUCGAAGAAGAUGCUCGUGAGCGAGAGUGGGAAAGAGAAGUGCUGGGGCUCAAAAGGGAGAAAAAUGAAAAUCCAGCAAUCCAACUGAAAAUGAAGGAGCCAAUGGAUGUUGAUGUAGAGGACUAUUACUCAGUGUUUCUGGAAAUGGUGCGCAACCUUUUGGAUGGAAACAUGGAGCCAGCUCAGUACGAGGACUCCCUGAGGGAAAUGUUUACUAUCCAUGCCUACAUUGCCUUCACCAUGGACAAACUCAUCCAGAGCAUUGUCCGGCAGCUCCAGCACCUUGUCACUGAUGAUGUGUGCGCACGUGUAACGGAAAUGUACCUGAGCGAAAGUGCCAAUAAAGCCACGGGGGGCACACUGUCCACGCAAACCUCCAGGUCCACAGCAGAGGGGGUCUACCAGCGCAAGGCAGAGCAGCUGAUGUCAGAUGAGAACUGCUUCAAGUUGAUGUUUGUAAAGAGCCGAGGAUCUGUCAGUCUGGCCAUGGAGCUGCUGGACACAGAAGAGGAGAAUUCUGAUGAGCCAGCAGAUGCAGAGAGGUGGUCAGACUACGUGAGCAGGUACCUGAACACAGAUUCUGCAUCCCCAGAGCUACGUGAACAUCUGGCCCAGAAACCAGUGUUCCUCCCCAGGAAUUUGAGACGGAUAAGGAAGUGCCAGAGAGGAUGGGAGCAGCUGCAACAGGAGAGAAUGACCAAGGCCCCGUCGGACAAGUCGCAGGACGGUAACAGUGAGCUGAAGAUGGAGUGCAUGUUCAAGCUCAACUCCUACAAGAUGGUCUAUGUCUGCAAGUCAGAAGACUAUAUGUACAGGCACACAGCACUCACACGGGCUCAUCAGUCCCACCAGCGGGUGAACACACGCCUGCACAGACGCUUUCACGCCUGGCUGGACACCUGGGCCAAAGAGCACGUGACCAGUGACAUGGCUGCCGACAGCCACAAGUGGCUGAUGGGAGAGGGACAAGAAGGCCUGUUGUCCUGCACCACCACUUGCAGCCCUGAGGUUCUCCAUUAUCUCAACGUAAACAAGUACCGGGUGAAGUACAGAACACUGUAGUCUCUCCAGUGUAAGGAUAAACUGUUGCAGUGACUGUCGUCACACAACAAACUGCCAUUGAUGACUUAUAAUACACAGUAGUUUCAUGCAGAUUUCUCCAACCUGCCAUUACUGGAUUCAGUUGCCAAAAUCUUUCGGGUUGUCAAUCCACAGUUCAAAUCGGAUGUAAAUUUUCCACUUUUUGCAAAUGUGGCGGAACUGAUUCGGGAACUUUGUCAUAACUUUCGAGUUAAUGCGGCAAAUUCUGCAGCUUAUGUGAAACAGAAGUUUUACAGGUGUUGCUGUCACUGUAUUGGAAAAACCCACCUGUCUCAGUAAUCCCAUUAUAAUGUUAAAUGCAGAUUUUUUUCAUGAAUUGAAUAUAAAGAGAAAACACUCCUUACUGCAUCUUCUCUUUGGAGCAAUUCACAGUCAACCAAAAAAAAAAAAAAAAAAACUAGGUAUGCAUUUCAUAACAAAAACUCAACAUUGAAAUAGGUGUUUUUUAGGACCACCUCAUCAUUUUACAGGAAAUAAAAACAAGCAACCUCAGCUUUUCUCUUUAGGUACCAAGAUUAAGUACCUGUUACCUCGAUUAAAAUGUAUGUACUCAGACUUGGAGCUCAACCUAGCUUCCAGCUGUAAACUUGUAUAGCCUGUGAAUGUUUUCCUUUUUGGUGGUGAAGGUGCAGUAGUGCACUAUAUAUAUAUAUAUAUAUCUAUAUAUAUAAAAACAUCUCUGGCAAUUGCUGGGUAGAUGCUUGGCAUCGGUGCAGUGCCAGCAGUGUGUAUCAAGUAUAAUAAUUUAUGACCGCCCAAACAUUUUGUGUAAAUAUGUUGUUUAUAUCUAGAUUUUUUUUUUUUUUUUUUUUUUUUUAAUCAAAUGUCAUUUAUGUGUAGCGUACAUUAACACACACGUAGUAUCAAUCUUUAGCUAGACGCCGCAGAGAAGUUUAUUAGGAAAAUGCUACAUUUUAACUGUUUUUUACCAAAGGAUGUUAAUUAGAGACUUUUUUCGUUCGUGUUCUGUCAGACGUGUCGUCCUUAAAGUCUUUAGUAGGAAAAACUGCCCAUUUUAUACGUGUUUUGAGCCCUCUCUGCAUUUCUACCUUCAGUCUUCAGUAUCAGUAUCACUCGUGGUUUUAAGAUGAUUGAAUGUAGCUGAGCAGCAAUUUCUCCUUUUGAAAGUACAAUAUAUGUCAGAUUCUCAAAGUGCUGAAAGUUUUAACAGCACUAUCAACUUUUUCUGGUAUUCAGACUUUACCAAAUGGUUAGAAUCUGAAUGACAGGUUCGGCGGUCUCUUAAUGUAACGCAUAUAAAAAAAAACGUACACAAGUCGAGUGUUCUUAUUUCUUAUGCGCAGUGUUGAGGAUGCACACUUACUGAUGUACAGGAGGUCUAUAUGUGAAUGUCAGCCAUGUGACUUGUGUACAGAUUAUGAAGAGUAAGAAAACAAGCGAGCAAUAAUUCCUUCAGUCGCAGUUUAACAAAGCUAUCAGUUUGUAUUUCUUGCUGAAAUACAAAUGUGAAUGUUGUAUUCCCUUAAAAGAGGGUUGUAAACUAAGGAUUUUUAGUAACCCUAACAUUAACAUUAGGAAAUCAGUCCAGUUAUUAUAAAAUUUUCACAUAUGGGUCACAACGUGGGCAGAAUGGAAACAAACACACUAAAAGCUCAGUGUAGAUGCGCAGAUUGGCAACGCUGCCUGGCAAAACGUCAUCCUUCAGCGUUCACCUGAACUCCAUGCAAGGCAAUGGUCAGUAACAUAACCAGCUGCAGACAAUCUUGUUUGUUACUUGGGUUUUUAUUUUUAUAACUAUACUGUGUUUAAUAUGGAAUACCAUAGGGGGUCCCGGGGGGCUGAUUGUACAUAAAGACAUCGUUUGUACCUCGUUCAAUGUGUCUCUUCUCUUGACUUUAAUGACGUUGUACAUGAGUGUUAGUAUGGUGUUUGGCAUUAAACUCUCGUUUGAAUA